GGUUCUUUUCACAUUCACAUUCACAACGCUGACGUCCGCGGUCGCAGCACACCCGAACACACCUUUCUGCACUGCAUCCACUCACCUCCAACGCGAUGUGCAACCUCAGGCUCUGUGACAAUGUGAAACCGCUCUGAAAAAUGUGUCAAGUGGUGUGCUACGGAGGUAUUCUUCCUGGUGUCCCACAAAGUAAAUAAUCAAGUGAUUCAUUGAUUGAACAAACCUUAGUAACGUGUAGUGUUGGUAGUUAAAGUCCAGUCCAGUGAGUGUGUUUGGUCGAAACGAAGGAAUUACGCUCGACUGCUCACCACUGCACAAUCUAGACACAAACAAUUGAAAUUUAGUUAUUCUGUAGUAAAAAACACAAAUUAGCAUCAAAAUGCACAUGUUUCGACGCGGGAUGAUCUUCGCGACGUUCUUUGGCUCGUGUAUUGCAAUUGCCUUGCUGGUGGCGAGCCUAGGGACGAAACACUGGGUGAAUGCGCAUGCGAAACGCACUCUCAAUCCGCACGAGUCCAAUGGACGCAUUAACUACGGCCUCUUCAGUGGAAAAAAGGACCUAAAUGUCGCUUACGGAUGGAGAAGUUAUGACAUCGAUAUUAUCCAUAUGUUAAAAUACGAACCGGACUUUCUCAUCUAUGGAUUUUGGCUUGGAACUGUCACAUGCGUCUGUGGAGCGUUGUUAUUCUCUGAUUUAGCCGCGGUUUUCGCCGCCAUUAACGCCGCUACGAGUAAUAGUUGUUUCUCUGGCACUCCAGGAUUGUAUUUAUGGAAUAUACUAUCAUUUUUCUGUAAUUUGGGAGCCAUUGCACUGUGGGUUGCGCAGUAUUACAUGAAAAUCCAAUAUAAUGUGUUAUCAUUAGAGGAUUUGGACAAUAGUUGGACAUCGCUGAAUAUGGCUGAGUUGGGGUAUUCGUUUUGGUUUGUAGUGGGCGCCACAGUCGCGCAUUUCAUCAACAUUAUCAUUAUUUAUAUUGCGAAUAGUGACAAGAAGAUUGAUCCGAUUAUUCCGAUGAUUGAGGAGAAGACGAACGGAGCCAUUAUGUUAUACUAAUCUGUAUUGUGUUAGGUUUUAGGUUAUUUUUGGACUUUGUAAAUACGUUUCGAAUCGAAUGUGUGUGUUGAGAGGUUAAGUAGAUGUACUAGGCGCGCCAUUAGCACUUAUGUGUACUUUUUUAUACGAAAUAAACUGAAAUUUACGAGGA
Messenger RNA from Dalotia coriaria, 1205 nucleotides. RefSeq lists its product as uncharacterized. Bases 380 to 1054 code for a protein of 224 amino acids. Lineage: Eukaryota; Metazoa; Arthropoda; Insecta; Coleoptera; Staphylinidae. The record is from RefSeq and is a predicted model, not a curated record. The transcript is spliced from 3 exons.